Molecule: messenger RNA, 1222 nt
Organism: Mollisia scopiformis
Lineage: Eukaryota; Fungi; Ascomycota; Leotiomycetes; Helotiales; Mollisiaceae
Product: galactose mutarotase-like protein
Exons: 3
Coding region: 78-1220 (380 amino acids)
Biological process (GO): glucose metabolic process; beta-D-galactose catabolic process via UDP-galactose, Leloir pathway
Molecular function (GO): aldose 1-epimerase activity; carbohydrate binding
Source: RefSeq, a predicted model, not a curated record
CAACUCCAUACAUAUAUAUUCUCCUUCCACGCACGGAUAGUCCCACUUCCCUUUUUUCAACCCAGCACUCAGUCAACAUGAAGCUCUCAGCAGCAACAACCCUCUUCUCGCUCGCACUCGCCACCGUCCCCCCACCAGGCCCCGACGGAAAAUACACCCUCACGGCCCCUGGCAUAACCGCCAAGUUCAUCCCCUACGCGGCAUGUAUAACGAAUCUCCUCGUCCCCGACAAGAACGGCACGCUCCGAGACAUCAUCCUCGGCUACGACAACGCGUCCUUCUACCCCGUGGACCCGAACCACUCCGACUACGGCGCGGUGCCGGGCCGCUACGCCAACCGCAUCAAAGACCACACCUACGUCCUGAACGGCACACGCUACUUCACCGAAGCGAACGACGGCAACGGCACGCUGCACUCUGGCACGAACGGCUGGAGCCAUCGCGUGUGGAACGUCAGCGCUGUCAGCAAUACCAGUAUCACCUUCUCCAUCACCGAUGUCGGGAACUCGAGUCUCGGCAUGCCGGGCACGGUGAUGGGGAGCGUGACGCACUCGGUGUCGAAUUCCAGCUGGCACACUACGAUCGCUGCGCAUGCCGUGGAUCACGUCACGCCGUUGAUGCUGACCACGCACCCGUAUUGGAACCUGGACGCGUUUGCGAAUCCAGACACGGAUCUGAUUCUGAACCAUACGCUGAGUUUGCCGUUCGGGAAACGCAUGAUUGGUAUUGAUGAGAAUACGGAGUCCACCGGGGAGUUGCCGACGGUGCCGAAGGGCGAUAUUAAUGAUUUUUGGAGCGCGCCGAAGAUGAUUGGGGCGAGUAUGGGGGAUGCGAGGUGGGUGGGGAAUUGUGGCACUGCGGGCGGGUGUGCGGGGUAUAAUAAUCAGUGGUUGGUUGAUAGGGGGAGUGGGGAGGAGGAGAUGCCGAUUGCUACGUUGAGUAGUGGUUGGAGUGGCAUUAAGUGGGAUUUGUACAGCGAUCAACCGGGCAUUGUGGUUUAUAGCUGUCAUUGGAUGGGUGGUGGCAACCAACUCAAAGCCGCGCAAGGAGGUAAAGCCUCGAAUGGCUUCGUCCGAAAAGACGGUUGUGUGGCGGUUGAGCCGCAAGAUUGGAUCGAUGGUAUCAACCACCCUGAGUGGAACCGAACACAGUACCAGAUCAAUGGGCCGGGCAUGCCUCCCUUCUCGAGCUUUAUUCAGUAUAAGUUCAGUACAGUCUAGAC